GACACGUGUUUUACAUACGGUAGAGUUGUUGAACAAGAGCUGGUUAGCAUACGAGAGUGGCUUGGAUUUACCAUAGUGAUGUAACAGAAUGUAUACUGAGAAGAUGAAGAGGUUCUACAGGCCAUGCUCCAGUACUAAGGAUGGUCUCAGUCUACCGUCAUACGAUGCCCUGGCCCGGAUCCUCUCAGACAACACCACUACAGCUCCAGCUGGGGAAACAGAGGAGUCACAGGGCAACAGACAUAUCAACCAGACGUAUCAGAAACACACUCCACACAAAAGAGCUCCUCUCCCUGACUUUGAGGAUGACCUUCAAAGCAAAGAAGUGGAGAACUACCGAACAGCGAUGCGUAAAAUGGCGGAGGACAUCAUAGCCCUUAGGACCCAGGUGGUAACCUUGGGGACGGACAACAGCCAACUCCGCAGUGAUCUCACGCUGCACCAGGACCUAGGGCGCCACCUAUUGGACGAUACUGAUGUAGACGUCAUGACCAAGGCGGAGAUCGCUGACCGGAUAGCCUCUCUGAAGUUUAAGCUGGCCAGUGAGAGCAGCAAGGCUUCAGCUCAGAGAGACAAGAUACAACAGCUACAGAAUGAUCUGAUCAGGAAGAAUGACAGUGAAAAGGAGUUGCUGCGUCUCCAGAGAGCUCACCAGCAGCAACAGACCGUCCUACAGCGAUACCACAGGACUGUCUCCAAGACUGCAGGCCUGGAGGCCACCGUUAAACAGCAGGAGAAGAUCAUUGAGAAGAUGGAGAAGCUUCUGGACAACACACUGGCAGAGAAGAGCAAGGGCAAUGCAGAGAGGAAGAGGAAGAUGAAACCAACAGGCGAGGAGGAUAACAGGAAGGAGAUAGCGACAGCAGCAGAGAACAGUCGACUCAGAGGAGAACUGGACAAGAUACAUUCCCAACCACCUCAAGCUGCCAUCAUCAUACAGCCUGCACAGGUGUUCCCAGACAGAGAGAGGCUGAGUCUGCUCAGUAAGCUGGAGAAGGCAGAGACCAGAGUACGAACACUUGAGAAACAGCUGGAAGACAACUCGAAGCGAUGGGGCAAACAGAAACAAGACAUGCUGACCAGACUCAGUGAACACAUCUACGGUUUGGAUCGCACGUCAACCACCAUCGUCCAUGAUCUACCCCUGGUCCAUGAUCUACCCCUGGUCCAUGAUCUACCCCUGGUCCAUGAUCUACCCCUGGUCCAUGAUCUACCCCUGAAGAGUCUGACCUCUAACCUCCCUGCUACCUGUGUUUCUGUCUCCUUCAGAAGAGUGUGUCAGAUUCUGUGCUGGUGCGUACCCGACAAAGAGAGCUGAAGCCGGUGAAGAAGUGACCCUACCUCCCAUACUUGACCUCUAACCCCUGACUACCUGUGUGUCUGUCUCCUUCAGAAGAGUCUGACCUCCAACCCCUGACUACCUGUGUGUCUGUCUCCUUCAGAACAGUCUGACCUCUAACCCCAAACUCCCUACCUGUGUGUUUGUCUCCUUCAGAACAGUCUGACCUCUAACCCCAACCUCCCGACUACCUGUGUGUCUGUCUCCUUCAGAACAGUCUGACCUCUAACCCCAUCCUCCCUACCUGUGUGUCUGUCUCCUUCAGAACAGUCUGACCUCUAACCCCAACCUCCCUACCUGUGUGUCUGUCUCCUUCAGAACAGUCUGACCUCUAACCCCGACCACCUGUGUGUCUGUCUCCUUCAGAAGAGUCUGACCUCUAACCCCCUACUACCUGUGUGUCUGUCUCCUUCGGAAGAGCCUGACCUCUAACCCCCGACUACCUGUGUAUCUGUCUCCUUCAGAAGAGUCUGACCUCUAACCCCCGACUACCUGUGUGUCUGUCUCCUUCAGAAGAGCCUGACCUCUAACCCCCGACUACCUGUGUGUAUGUGUCCAUCAGAAGAGUCUGACCUUUAACCCCGACCACCUGUGUAUCUGUCUCCUUCAGAAGAGUCUGACCUCUAACCCCCGACUACCUGUGUGUCUGUCUCCUUCAGAAGAGCCUGACCUCUAACCCCCGACUACCUGUGUGUAUGUGUCCAUCAGAAGAGUCUGACCUCUAACCCCCGACUACCUGUGUGUCUGUCUCCUUCGGAAGAGUCUGACCUCUAACCCCCAACUACCUGUGUGUAUGUGUCCAUCAGAAGAGUCUGACCUCUAACCCCGACCUCUCGGCUACCUGACCUACUCAACAUACAGACCUGAUACCCAGCUAACACCCCAGGACAAAGUCAUUCAUUUUCCUGAAAAUGUCUUUUGUUUUUUAGUUAUUAGACAAUAAACAUUUUCCAAAAAAUAAAAGUAUAUUUCAUUUUUGUUAAA
This is a messenger RNA of Oncorhynchus keta (chum salmon), 2323 nucleotides long. It is a transcript of the gene ccdc33, whose product is annotated as coiled-coil domain containing 33. The transcript is spliced from 11 exons. Gene Ontology annotation, cellular component: peroxisome. The record is from RefSeq and is a predicted model, not a curated record. Lineage: Eukaryota; Metazoa; Chordata; Actinopteri; Salmoniformes; Salmonidae. The coding region runs from base 89 to 1318 and encodes 409 amino acids.